AUGCUCGAUCUUGAAGUAGUCACUCUCAGUAGCGUCGUGGGUUCAGAGAUUCCAGACAGUGGAUUCCAAGGCAACACUGACUGCAUGGCUAUCCUGGUCCGGCAGAAUGCUGAAUGUGGUGGAGGGCGCACAGACGAUGAGACAUGCAGGGUGGGUUCAGGGCCACAGAUUCACACAAACAACACAGCAGCGGUCUCCUACAUCAACAAGGAAGUCCUCAUCGCUGUCAGCUCUGGAGAUGCAAAUUCUUCAUUGGUGCCUGGAAUGCUAUGUGGAGCUAACUGCACACCACAUUCCAGUGUAUUCCAGUGUAGUCAAGUCAAGUGGACGCCCUUUCGCAGCAACUUCUGUUUCCAGAACACGAAGUGGCAGUUACGCCCAAAAUUGGGUUUGGGUCUAGCGUUCUCGGGAAAUGCCGAUCCAGUCACCCUAUCAGCAUUAUGCUUUUACUAUGGGGACGACAUUGCCAAGUUGGCUAUCGUGGAUUACGUCAUUCUUGGUCUUAUGUUGUUGGUAUCGGUUGCUAUAGGCAUUUACCACGGAUGUACGGGGAAUAAACAACGGACUACUCAGACGUACCUAGUUGCUGACCGAAAAAUGAAUUUUAUUCCUGUUGGUGUUUCUAUCAUGGCAAGCACUACGUCGGCAAUCGCUUUACUGGGUACCGUCGCUGAAAUAUAUAUGUAUACUACAAUGUUUGUGUGGAUAUUUGUAGCUUUUCUGAUAAUGAUACCUUGUUCUGCACACCUUUAUCUGCCAGUGUUUUAUAACUUGGGAAUAACUAGUAUAUACGAGUACUUGGAAUUACGUUUCUCUAAACCAACACGAAUAAUCUGUACAUUGAUAUACAUUAUAUACAAGGUGUUGUACCUUGGAAUUGUUAUAUAUGCUCCGUCUCUUGCGCUGAGCGCUGUAUCUGGUUUGAAUUUAUUCAGCUCAACUCUCACUGUUGGAAUUGUAUGUACUUUCUACACAGCUAUAGGAGGUAUGAAAGCUGUGGUAUGGACCGAUGUGCUUCAAUCUAUUAUCGUAUAUGCCGGAUUGUUAGCUGUCAUCAUUAAAGGAACAAUCAUAUUGGGAGGAAUCCAGAAUGCUUGGCGAAUAGCAGAAGAAGGUGGGCGGGUAGAAUUUUUAAUAAUUGACGUCGAUCCUACGAUCAGAAAUACGGUAUGGUCGCUUACAAUUGGAUUUACUCUGAAUAUGAUGCCAUUAACUGGUGUUAGUCAGCAGGCAGCACAGAGAUUCAAUAGCUGUAAAAGUGCAAGAGAUGGAAUAAAAGCGAUGUAUCUCCAUCUAUUCUUUUCGGAACUUAUUGUUAUUAUUCUCGCAUUCUCUGCUAUAAUUAUUUAUGCAGUGUAUGCCACUUGUUCGCCAUUGGCGGAAGGUAAAAUAUCAAGUCCUGACCAGUUGAUGCCGUAUUUUGUGGUUGAGCACUUUAAACAUGUUCCUGGAAUAGCUGGACUCUUUAUAGCUGCAACAUUUAGUGGGACAUUGAGCACACUCUCAUCUGGGCUCAAUUCGCUGGCAGCUGUGACUUUCGAAGACUUAAUGAAAAUGUCAUCUCGUGUAACAAAACUUUCUGAUAGAAAAGCGACAGUUAUUCUGAAGAUUCUAGCUGCUGUGUACGGCGUUUUGGCUAUUGUGUUUGUCUUUCUGGUUUCACAAUUUGGGACAUUGAUAACUUUAUCAGUCGGGUUAUCUGGAUUAUUACUUGCGCCUGUUCUUGGUGUAUUCACGCUUGGACUGUUUUUUCCAUGUGCCAAUUCUAAGGGUGCUUUCAUUGGAUUAAUGUCAGGAUUAGGUGUCAGUGCAAUGAUUUUCGUUGGCAACUUAUUCUAUAAAUAUCGUCCUCCACCUCUGCCGAUGUCAAUUGCUGGUUGUAUCGAGCCCAAUGCCACUGUGACGAAUACAACUCUGGCGUACAUAACAGAACUGGUGGAAACUGUCACCAUCUAUGAAAAUUUGAGUACAUUACCAUCAACACCACAGACUGAAUCAUAUGGAUUUAAAGAUUUUAUGAAAAUAUCCUAUCUCUGGUAUGGAUUAUUGGAAACCUCAACAGUGCUGAUUGUUGGACUUCUUGUGAGCUUUUUGACAGGAUAUACACGGCCAAAAGAUGUGGACCCGCGUCUUCUAUCUCCGCUGUACACCAAGUACAGUGGAUGUUGUCCCUCAUUCUGUUGCCUACCAAUAACCAGACAUACAGAAGAUAAUAUGCAUCAAGAUGAAGGUGCCAUAGAGUUGCAUAGGUAUAAAGAUAGUCGGUAUAUACAUGUGGCGAAUAAAGACAUGUGA
Molecule: messenger RNA, 2295 nt
Organism: Saccoglossus kowalevskii
Lineage: Eukaryota; Metazoa; Hemichordata; Enteropneusta; Harrimaniidae
Product: sodium-coupled monocarboxylate transporter 2-like
Biological process (GO): sodium ion transport; transmembrane transport
Cellular component (GO): membrane
Molecular function (GO): symporter activity
Source: RefSeq, a predicted model, not a curated record